Messenger RNA from Caenorhabditis briggsae, 1635 nucleotides. Lineage: Eukaryota; Metazoa; Nematoda; Chromadorea; Rhabditida; Rhabditidae. Gene Ontology annotation, biological process: G protein-coupled receptor signaling pathway; olfactory behavior. Gene Ontology annotation, molecular function: G protein-coupled olfactory receptor activity. The transcript has 7 exons. The coding region runs from base 1 to 1635 and encodes 544 amino acids. The record is from RefSeq and is a predicted model, not a curated record.
AUGAUACCCCUUGAUCAAUGGAAAACCUUCCUCAAAGCCACUAAAUUGACUACUGGAUCGUUUGAGAUAAUUUUGAACUCUUUUCUGAUCCUCCUCAUCAUUUUUCGAUCUCCAAAACACCUUGGAGCUUAUAAGUACCUCAUGAUCUAUAUCUCAUUGGUCGAAAUCGUUUAUUCCAUACUAGAAAUGAUAACCGAACCACAUGCUUUCACACAUGGACCCACACUAACAGUAUUGCGUUAUUUUAAGCAUUCAAGAAUUGGAAGAAACCAAGGAUUCUAUCUUAUAGUCAUGUAUGCCGGAACUUUUGGUCAAUCUAUUGCCCUUUUUGGGGUUCAUUUCAUCUAUCGGUAUGGUGCAGUUGAUAAUGUGUUCCGUACGAAAUAUCUUGGUGAACGUAAACUAUUCAUUCUAUUUUCAUUACCAUUGAUAUAUGCUCUAUGGUGGUCGAGUGUAGUUUUCUUUCUCUUUCAACCUAGUACUGAAUCGGAUGAAUACUUGAGAAUUCCCCUUCUUCAAAAAUACGAUACCAAGGUUGACGACAUAUCAUACUUGAUAGUUUUCUUCUAUAAACCUAAUGAAAUUGGGUAUCUCGAACCGGUAUGGUCCGCCUUUUUUGGAAUGAGUUGUGCGUGGUUCAUGAUGUCUACUUCAUUCUUUUGUGUGUUUUAUUUCGGCAUUAAGUGCUACACAAAAAUCACGAAGGCACUGAAAAAGUCCAAAAUGUCUUCCUACUACGCUAGAUCAAUUCAAAGUCAGCUGUUUCAAGCGUUGGUAAUGCAGACCCUGAUCCCAGUUGUAUUAAUGUAUGUGCCUGCAGGAGUUUCAUAUUCAUUACCAAUGUUUAACAUUGAAGCAGGACUAUCAACUAGUUUUGUGAUAGUCACCAUUGAUUUAUCCAGCUGUGGAUCCGUUACUCACCAUGUUCAUUCCCCUUAUCUUCGUGACCGUCCUCGAGGUCUCGGCCUCCUUCAACUGCCCACUGGAAUGUCCGAUGAAAGAUCCGGACCAUUUCUCCCCGGACUUUUUAUUGCUGGAAACAAAAUUAACGAGAAACCCCAAACUGUUCCAGAUGUGCAUUUGCCUGGUCAGCCGGCAAUUUUUUCUGGGAGAUCUGCCUUCAACCCAUUCACCCAUAUGGUUUCUGCUGUGUACGCUGAAGAUUUAUCCGAUGGUUGGGGCGCUGGAAUGGCUGUAAAUGGAGUCAAUUCCUACGGUUUGAAUGUGCGCAAAAAUUUUGACUCUUACGCCGACGUCCCUUUAAACCUGAACGAUGGAAUGUAUCAACCGUUUAUAUCAGCGGCAACCGUCGGUGCCGAGUACGAUUAUUCGAAAAUUCGAGAAGUUUCCGGAGCCUUGGACCUUCCUGUACCUGGAAUCAAUGAGCUAUUCGAUUUGAAUGGGAGGUUUAUGACGAAAAAUGCGUUGAUUGUGAAUACAGCAAUGGAGUUCCCAUUGACACUUUCGGAUCCAAAUGAGAGAGCACCGUAUACUUUCAAAUACGCAGUGUGGGCUCCGGAUCGUCACAUGGCUUAUGGCCAUGUCAUGCCCAAUGUGAACCUAUUCGUUGUGGGCAAGGACAAGAUUAUGGAGAGAUUGAAGCAAAAUCGACUGAAUCCAACAAUGAUCGGUUGA